This is a messenger RNA of Linum trigynum, 5674 nucleotides long. NCBI's taxonomy places the organism in Eukaryota, Viridiplantae, Streptophyta, Magnoliopsida, Malpighiales, Linaceae. The record is from the annotation of a GenBank genome assembly.
GAAUCUUUCAACCAGCUGUAGGAGAUGGAUCGACUGAUCACUUUCACUAAUAUUAUUGGACGUUACUGAUUGAUCGCUUUGGCUCUGGUCGGUCAUUUGCGAUAGUGUUGUUAGGUACUUUUUGUACACAUAUAUGUGUUAUACACUUAACUUUGCACAUUAUAUCCUUUCCGGCAAAGGAAAACUUUGGCCCUCAAGGGUAUAUUCUGGCACAAUGCGCCGAAUGUUUUCCCUUUCCUCCCCUCUUUCGUCAGUCUUUUUUCACAAACCAAGUAGUAGUGUGUGUUUAGCUAGUGUAUACAGUGUAGUUAUAUCGAUAUAUUAUUAUUUGUAAGUAGUUUUCGACACUUUAUAUAGCCUAGUUCAGGGGCGGAGCUAGGAUCCAGAGAUCGGGGGCGAACUUUUUUAUAGUAUCCGUCAAAAUGUUCUAAGAAGAUAAAUAAUAAUAAUAAUAAUAAUAAAUAAUAAUUCAUUCAUUAUAGAAACCCAAACAGUAUUUUAAAAACCCAAGCAAUAUUUUAGAUAAUUAAAAGAUAUAAACAUGUGUUAUAAACUCAAAUUUUAUGUAAUAGUCUAUUCAAAAUAAAUAGUAAAUGGCCAGUAUACUUCAUCUUUAAUUAUCUGGUUUGAACUUUAAAAUUAGAAAAUAUAUGAAGAUGAAGUACAAAAGUUAAGUAGUUAGUUCAAAUUUUAAGCAAAAAUUAAACCAAAAAGAGAAAAUAUGCAAAAAUAUGGUUUUGUUAGGGAUUGAACCUGAGUACCUGGUAGAUACUAAGAGCUACUUUCCGCUGGACUAGAGCUAGUCAAAGGUUAUUGUUUUUGCGCGGAACUGUAAUUGUAUAAUAGAUAAUUUCUUCUAAAUUUCCAAAAUUCUCGAUAUUUUUACACGCCAUCCUCAGAAUUCUCGAGGUAGCUCCGCCCCUGGCCUAGUUAUCACUUUUAUGUAGUUAUAUCAAUAUAUUAAGUGGAUAUUAUGAGCGUGCAUGAAUAUAAGGAAAUAUGCUUGAACAAUUGGCAAUUAAAGAUGCGUAAAAAUGUAGGUUUAUGUGUGAAUAGUGGGACAUCUUACCGGGAGACAUAUAUUUUUUCAUAUACAUAAGGCAAAAGGUAGCAUACGUCUGAUGUAUUACAAUAUAUGUAUGUCACACCUACUUAUUUUCAUUAUAUCUAUAAUGUACUUUGACUAAUCAUAAUUGUUGAUUAUUAUUUUUUUCAUUUAAUUGAUUUAUGGUUUGAACUUGAGUAGACAAUCAAGACCUAUGAUUCAGCCAUUAAAUAUUAUUCUAUUGUAUUGUGUCACGAACACUAAUUAAUCCAUGAUUCAGAUAGCGAAACUUGUUAGAGUAAGCUAAAUUGAACCAUAUAUAUGACAAAAGGUAGAUCUAAGCAUCUAGCUAGCUAAUAAGAUUAUUCUAGGUAGUUCCCACCCCAUGAAAAAGGCAUCUCGUGAAUUUUACGCCUCAGAAUUUGUUUUCUUUCCUUUCGAAAGUGAGCGACGGCAAAGGAACUUUCGUUGUGUCUUCUAUGAAACAUGAGGAACUAAUUGGUUCCUUGUUUGUCAAGAAACUCAGACCAGCAGCUUAGUUACAAUAUUAUUCCCAUAUCCAUGCAAGGUGAUAGUCUCAAGAAUAUUUGGUCCACACUCGGAGAUGGUUACACAUAUCUAUAUAGCUCGAUUUUCUACAUCAAAUUCAGGAUGCCAUUGGUACGUAACGUUUGUUUUUGGUAUAGAUGAAAUUUUUAUAGUUUACGAGCGUACAAAAAUUCUCAUUUAAGACCUAUGCAUGCACUCGUAAUUUUCAAGUCAAAUGCUAAGAUCUAUCAAGAACUUAAAACCUCACAUGUUGAAUUAAACGCUAAGACUUACCGAGAGUUAAAAAAAAUUUGACAAAAUCGGUCGAGCCAUUGCAUUAAUGUCAUGAUCAAACCCUGAUUUUGGUGUUUUCUAUUUUCCUUAUAAGUAUUCGUUUAAUAUUGAUAUUUAUGAAGGAGAAUAAUAUUGUAUAUUUCCCAUGACCAAUCAAAACAACCAGCGCCAAGUUGGGGAAUUCCAGAAAUUCGAGUAUAUAUACAAAAAAGAUAAUGCAUGAAUGAGUCACCAUAAAAAACAAAAAAAACCAUAAAGCUAGCAAAUGGAUAUAUGGACACCAAAAAAACAAAAUAAUAAAUAAAUAAAUAAGCUAUCAUCUUUCGUUUUCCAUAAAUUUUUCAUACUGCACUUGCCAAAUAUAAAUUCCACCUGCCUCCCAUCCCAAUGAAAAAGAUGGCAAAGAAAAGAAAAGACCCUAUCGCUAUUCUAUGCGUGUCCAAACGUACAUCGCAGGGUACCAAACUACAAAAUCCUCUCUCAAUCCCAAGGGCUCUGCGGAUCAGAUGCCAAACCUCUAUCCUAUGUAGAUCCUCUCAUCGGGAGGAUGGAUGAGGAACGUGAAAUCUUACCAAAUAUAAAAUACAUAAGGCGUUAAUUUAAUAUAUAAAUUACAACAUUAAUAUGUAUAACUUAACAAAAAUAUAUAGAUGCCACCCCAAAUAAUAUUAUUUAAGACAAUUAUAAGCACUAAACUACGGUUUAAAUUACAAAAUUUAGCAACGACAUGCUCAAAAUUAUUAAAUAAAUUGCCAACAAAAAUAAUGCAUCGUGUUCUUCAAUAUUAUGAUAAGUAUAAAAUGAAUGUCUCUAAAUAAUGGAAAAAUUAUUAAAUUUAUUUGGUAUAUAUUCAAAAUUAUCUUUGAAUAUAUAAAUGUAUAAGUUGAAUUAAAUUUACCUAGUUUGAAAUUAAAGUAUGUAAGAAAACAAAGCAUGAAAGAUAAGUGACUAAAUUUUAAUAUUUUUUUACAAAAAAUUCAACUUAAAAGACAAAUAAUAGUAAAAUGAUAAAAAAAACUAGUGUUAUUGGGUAUCAAACCCACAACCUCCACUACAAUCAAAUACAACUUUUUCGCUGAACUAGAAGCACCAAUUUUUACAUUAAAAUUGCACAAUAAUAUUAUAUAAAAACGGAUUUGAAUUAAUAUGUAAUUUCAAUAUUCUGAUCGUAUUUUUACAAGAUCUGCUUCAGGAGUAUGAGAUUUUAAGUGGCCAAAGGGUGAACCUAGCGAAGUCAGCUGUCUGCUUUAGCCGGAAUUUAGAGGAGCAGCAAUGUGCGGACAUGGCGCAGUGUCUAGGAGUUGGGGCUGUUGGGGUUUAGGACAAAUAUCUUGGCCUGCCUACCCUGAUUUCUAGAUCUAAGGCCGAUACUUUUCGCUAUUUGGAGGAAAAAUUGCUCCAGAAAUUACAAAGGUGGAAACAACGACAUCUCUCCUUGGCGGCAAAGGAAACUCUUCUGAAAUCCGUGGUUGCGGCUACCGAUUCAUGUGAUGUCAUGCUUCAAGCUCCCGCUUUCACUGUGUCAAACGUUGGACAAACAUUUGGCUCGGUUUUGGUGGGGAGCUCAGGAAGGGAAAAACCGGAUUCAUUGGAUUUCAUGGAGGAAUUUAUGCCGAAGCAAACAUGAUGGUGGCCUUGGGUUCCAACGUUUUGAGCAAUUUAAUCAGGCUUUGCUGGUCAAGAUGGGAUGGCGGAUUUUGGAGGACUCAGACUCGCUACUAGACCGUCGUGGGGCUGCCAAGGUGUCCUUUAUGGGUGUGACUUGCUGCGCCAUGGAUUGCGGUGGCAAGUCGGGUCUAGAGAAGUGAUUCCUGUGAUGGGGUGUAUUGGAUACCUGGCAUGCAGUGGGAUCAGGUGCAGGUUAAGCCUACGGCGCAUCUGAUUGGGGCCGAGACUGUAUCGGGUCUAAGGGCAUCGAAGAAUGGUGGGUAGUGCCUGGAGUGCUUGCAAAACUGUUUUCCGUCUAAGGAGAUCGCUGCAAUUUUGGCAAUUCCGCUUCCUACGGUACCCAUGGAGGACUUGAUGAUUUGGCAGGAGGAUGCCUCGGGUGGGUCCACUGUCAAGUCAGGAUAUCACUUGGCGAUUCGGUGUAGUCGGGCUAGAGAUAGCUGGAAAUCAGAGGUCAGUUGGAUGGAUUGGAAACUAUGGAUGGAGAUUUGGGGGUACCCUAUUGAGCCUAAGCUUCGGUUCUUCCUCUGGCAGGUUUUCAGUCGUAUCUUGCCAACUACUGAGAAAUUGAUAUCCAAAAAGAUGCAGGUCCUGCCGAGGUGCCCCGUAUGCUGGGCGGAAAAGGAAACGGUAGAACAUUUGCUGUUAUUCUGUCCGGUAGCGGUAGCCUUAUGAGAUGCUGCGGGUUUGUGACAGUCCUUGUAUUUACAUUCGACAUCUCACAUUGACAUCUUUCUUCGGCGAUUAUUCUCAGCGAAUGGGACGCCGGAUAUGGUAGUACGAGUCGUGGCUCUUCUCUCAUCUCUGGCGGAUUUGGAAGGCACGGGACUGGGUAGUGUUUGAGGGUAAGCAAGUGCUCAUCUCUGUGCUGACAGCCCAGUUUCAUGCACAAGUCGCAGAGUGGAUGGCGACUCUAGGGCCGCCACCUAUCCCUUUACGAGAUGUUGGUGGAUCGUCGACGCAUAUGCAGGGUAUUUCGCAGUUGCCACCGCCCACCAGGUCAAGUGUGCUACUUUGAUGGGGCAGUUAGGGCAGGUUAGCGGUCAGACAUGGGAAUGGUACUUUGUGACUCAACAGGGGCGUUCGUCAGUGCGAGAGGCGGUUGGCUUCAAGGUGUGUCAAGGCCAGCUAUGGUGGAAUUGGUAGCGUUGCGAGAGUCCGUUCGGUGGUGUGUCAGCGCGGGAUUUACGACAAUGCUUCUGGCAGGUGAUGCAAAGGGGAUCAUUGAUAAAGUCAGAGUAGGAGUGGUAAAUGAUGCGCUAGGUGCAGCUAUUUUGCAGGAAAUCAAGUGGAUGCUCCGAGAUAAUCCGGGAUUCUCAGUGCACUUUGUAGGCAGACAGAAUAAUAGGGCAGCCCAUUUAGUGGCUAGAAAAGCCCUCUCUUUGUCUCUACGUACUUUGAGCAGUUUCAAUUUUUGCGCUUGGCUUCAUUUGGAGUUUUAAACGUUGUAUCUUUGUUGUUCUUGGUAAUGCAAGCUAUCUUUUGUAUAAAAAAAAUACAUGAUCUUCAAAAUUCUCGUGGGGCAGGGCCCUCAACUCCCAACGUAGCUCCGUCACAUGGUGGCCGACGGCAAUGGCUUUGGUGGUGGCGGCGGCUCCGAUAGAUGAUUUCUCCUACUAGCUGCGGACGCCUUGUUUUCCAAACUGUAGUUCGUCAAUUUUCUUGUUUUCUCUUCAACGACUAGCAAUCAGUACUCUCUCCUUUAUUUUUGAAAAUAUUCGUUUCUAAUCUUAAUUAUUUGUUGGGUCAUUUCGUAAAAUUAGGGGUCCUAGACCUGCCUAAGCAUGUGCUCAAGCCUCAAAUAACCAGAGUGUUUAAAAGAAAGCAGCUAAUCACAGGCCUCCAUAUGCACACAGAAGCGAGUUUAGUCAUAAAUUGAAAAUUGAUUUUUUUUAAAAUAAUAUUUUUGGCUGGAUAAAAUAAUUAAGAAUUUUUUAUAAAAAAUAAUGAAGUGGGUUGUCUUGAUCAAGCCAGAAGAUUUAUUUAUCACUCAGCCUUAUUGUGGUUAGAAUUUUUGGUUGAUUGAAUAACAUGCAAUAUAUUAUCAAAUAUUUAUAAAUUAUUCGUAAAAAAAUCUAUUGAUAAAAAUUCAUGAAUAAAUACACAUAAAUUUUUUUAAAAUAAUUUUGAAAAAUUGCG